Molecule: messenger RNA, 726 nt
Organism: Laetiporus sulphureus 93-53
Lineage: Eukaryota; Fungi; Basidiomycota; Agaricomycetes; Polyporales; Laetiporaceae
Exons: 3
Coding region: 1-726 (241 amino acids)
Source: RefSeq, a predicted model, not a curated record
AUGUCUUUCAGAGCAUUCCAACGCUCCUUGCGACCACUGGCGUACGGUCUCGGCUACCUGGGUGCUACCUCAAUCCGAUACUACUCGACCGCGUUCGUGCUACGAACGCCUCCACCCUCCGCUCCCCGGGAAGUGCCCACCCCACUAGUCUUCGUCUCCUCAAGCAAAUGGGAUCCGCGCUCGCAACAGGGGAUGCGCUCGUUUGCUGCCAUGUUUGCCGAACGAGGAUUUACUUGUCUUGAAGUUGACCUCGCCCCUCCCGAGGACCGUACAACCUCGGAGGCGCUCAUGCAGCAUUUUGAGGACGAACCCGUCACUGACCCACCUUUAGAGCUCUCCUCCCACAUCCACCUAACCGCCAUCCCCUUCCCUCCUAUCAUCCUCGCCCGCGAGUCCGGCGCCCUCAUCGCCCAGACAUACAUCUCCUCCCACCCCGCUUCCGGACUGCUCCUCAUAUCCCCACCCUCCUCCAACGCCGCCCUCUCCUCUCCCACUCCCACAACCACAACGAGUCCGCUUCUACCCGGUCCCCUUCGCGAGUUUGACUUUGAGCCAAAGUUUCCUUGUGCGAUCUUAUGCUCCGAGGAGGAAAUACCAGAGAUGGAGAAAAACAGGCUGUGGCAAGACCCCGGGGUGGACAAGCUCAUUGUGCGAGAUCGGGAGGGUAUGGACGGGCAGGAUGGGUUCGUGAAGAUCGAGCAGUGGCUAGACGAAAUUGGCGUAUAA